AGAAAAAGAGGUUGUCUUCAUCCCCCGAAAAAGAGAAGGAUAAACAUGAAAUUUGAGCUUGUCUUCAUCCCCUAUCCUGGAAUCGGUCAUCUCCGAUCAACGGUGGAGAUGGCAAAGCUACUAGUGGACCGUGAAACCAGUCUCUCUAUCUCCGUAAUCAUCCUUCCUUUCAUUUCCGGAGGCGAAGUCGGUGCUUCAGAUUACAUUGCAGCCCUCUCUGUCUCAUCAAACGACCGCCUCCGCUAUGAAGUCAUCUCUGCAGAAGAUCAACCAACCGCAGAGAUGACGACUAUUGAAGUCCAUAUCAAGAACCAGGUGCCAAAGGUGAGACACGCCGUUGAAAAACUCGUCGAAGACUACUCUACUAAACCGGACUCGCCGAAGAUCGCUGGAAUCGUCCUCGACAUGUUUUGCACUUCCAUGGUAGAUGUGGCGAACGAGUUUGGUUUCCCGAGUUAUAUGUUUUACACGUCGAGUGCUGGGAUUCUCUCACUUGGAUAUCAUGUUCAGAUGUUGUACGAUGAGAACAAGUACGAUGUUAGUGAAAGUGAUUAUGCCGACUCAGAAGCUGUGUUGGACGUUCCGAGUUUAACUCGUCCUUAUCCGGUGAAGUGUCUUCCUCACGCUCUAACAUCUAAAAUGUGGCUCCCGAUGUUUGUAAAUCAAGCGAGAAAGUUUAGAGAGAUGAAAGGUAUUUUGGUAAAUACUGUUGCUGAGCUUGAACCUCAUGUGUUGAAGUUUCUUUCUAGUAGUGAUACUCCUCCUGUUUAUCCUGUUGGACCAUUGUUGCAUCUCGAGAACCAAGUUGAUGAGUCCAAGGAUGAGAAACGAUUGGAGAUUUUACGGUGGUUAGAUGAGCAACCACCUAAUUCGGUUGUGUUUCUAUGCUUUGGGAGCAUGGGAGGGUUCAAUGAGGAACAAGUAAGAGAAAUCGCAACCGCGCUAGAGCGAAGUGGCCACCCGUUUCUCUGGUCUCUCCGUCGCGCAUCUCCGAAUAUAUUUAAAGAACCUCCAAGAGAGUUUACAAAUCUAGAGGAAGUUCUACCGGAAGGAUUCUUUGAUCGGACAAAAGAUAUAGGAAAAGUGAUUGGAUGGGCUCCACAGGUGGCCGUGCUUGCGAAUCCGGCGGUUGGAGGUUUCGUCACUCACUGUGGAUGGAAUUCGACGCUAGAGAGUCUUUGGUUUGGUGUUCCAACAGCUGCAUGGCCAUUAUACGCAGAACAGAAGUUCAACGCUUUCUUGAUGGUGGAGGAGCUUGGAUUGGCGGUGGAGAUAAGGAAGUAUUGGCGAGGUGAUCAUUUAGCGGGAGUGCCGACGGUUACGGUGACGGCGGAUGAGAUAGAGAAAGCAAUCAUGUGUCUAAUGGAGCAAGAUAGUGACGUGAGGAAAAGAGUGAAGGAGAUGAGUGAGAAAUGCCACGUGGCUUUAAUGGACGGUGGAUCGUCGCGGAUUGGGUUGCAAAAGUUUAUUGAAGACGUUACGAAGAAUAUCGUUUCACUAGAUAAGGAAUUUGAGCCGGUACGCUCUUAAAUGAUAGGCUCAAAUAGAAGGCCAAAUAAAGUUUAAAAUAUCAA
Molecule: messenger RNA, 1574 nt
Organism: Arabidopsis arenosa
Lineage: Eukaryota; Viridiplantae; Streptophyta; Magnoliopsida; Brassicales; Brassicaceae
Source: the annotation of a GenBank genome assembly